Molecule: messenger RNA, 1693 nt
Organism: Synchiropus splendidus (mandarinfish)
Lineage: Eukaryota; Metazoa; Chordata; Actinopteri; Syngnathiformes; Callionymidae
Gene: polr3h
Product: polymerase (RNA) III (DNA directed) polypeptide H
Exons: 6
Coding region: 831-1472 (213 amino acids)
Biological process (GO): DNA-templated transcription; transcription initiation at RNA polymerase III promoter
Cellular component (GO): RNA polymerase III complex
Molecular function (GO): DNA binding; DNA-directed RNA polymerase activity
Source: RefSeq, a predicted model, not a curated record
GAUGGAAUCUGGAGGCCCAACUGUUGGAAGCGCGCGGGCCAGAUCUAACGUGAACCACCGCUCCAUAUGAAACACGUCAGGAUUGGGAGCAAGGCAUUUCCAGGCAAAGCGACCUCUCCCUGACUGACCCACCAGGGCUCACCUGCCCUGGGACUCCAGUGUGUUUUGGACUGUCAAGCGUGUUCUGUAGCCCAAGGGUUGAAUCCCUCAAGGGCCGCCACUGUCGUGUAACUGAACUGGAGGUCCACUUCGCUGAGAUGAGAUGAGACACAAGAAACACCUCCUUGGCUGAAGUCAAGCGAGUCCAAUGGAACCAAUGCAGCCAUCUCAAAACAAGCAAACUGAGCUUCACAACAUGAUGUCACCUGUCUAUGCUGGCUCAGAAACACCUCGAGAUCCCUCAACAAUAGUCAGCUAAAGCAGCCAAGGAAGGAACCACCGAGGAGUCGCCUUUGACCUGUUGACCCUGUCUCUCACCACAUUGAUGUAAACAUAAAUGAAACUACAACAAUAGCAAGGAUCUCAUAAAGCAGCAACACGAGGCAGUUGAAUCAAUGGUACUCGAACACCAAAACGAGAGCAGAUGUUUGUUUGGAAUCUUUUCUUUCUCGCGGAGCCGCUUCCUGUCAGCUGAUGCGCUGCGCCUUUAAAUUUUGCGACAUGUCGUAAAGCGUAUCUGACGGUAGCGUUACCCGCGAUUUCACCAUGUUGCGCGCCUGCCGGUGUCAUGUGGAAUUUAAUUCAAAUUGAAUCGUGGUUCUUCGUUGUAGGGGGGAGGAUGUAAGAACCCAGGCAGCAGCAGAAACGCUGGCUAAACGCGCGCGUCCGACAUGUUUGUGUUGGUGGAGAUGGUGGACACGGUGCGGAUCCCUCCGUGGAACUUCCAGAGGAAACUCAAUGACGCUGUGGCCGAGGAGCUCAACAAGAAGCUCGCCAACAAGGUGGUCUACAACGUCGGACUCUGCGUUUGUUUGUAUGACAUCACCAAGCUGGAUGACUCUUACAUCUUCCCGGGAGAUGGCGCCUCACACACCAAAGUUCAUUUCAGAUACGUUGUUUUCCACCCCUUUCUGGACGAGAUCCUGGUGGGGAAGAUCAAGUACUGCGGCCAGGAGGGAGUUCACGUCACCAUGGGCUUCUUCGAUGACAUCCUCAUCCCGCCAGAGUCUCUUCAGCAGCCUGCUAAAUUCGACGAAGCCGAGCAGGUUUGGCUUUGGGAAUACGAGACCGACGAGGGCGCUCACGACCUCUACAUGGACCAGGGGGAGGACAUCCGCUUCCGAGUGACGGAUGAAGUCUUCGUGGACACGUCGCCGACGGGGCCGGCCACCGACACCGCCGCACCAGCCGAGGCAGGACAGCCUGCUUCUGCCCCUAAAGAGGAGGAGGAGGAGAAGAAGGAGGCGCCUUACACUCUGAUCGGCACAAUAUGUGAGCCAGGACUGGGGUUGCUGUCCUGGUGGAACAGCUGACUCCAGAGCAGUGAAGAAGACCUCAACACGGAGUCAAGCCUGACACUGAUGGACAGAGAGUUCCACCUUCCGGUGGUACCAGGGACUGGCUGUCAGCUGCAGAUGAUUCAGUGGCACUGGAGGCGCGUGUUAUCACGUGUCUGAAGCAAGGACCUUGGACGUUUUCUCAAGACUCUGGUUACGUUUUCAUCAUUUUGGGUUCAGUGUGAUUAAAAUAAAGU